GCAUAUAAAACUGCGCUCUGUUUAGAGGUAGUGCACACUACGUAGGGUGUAGAAAACAUGAUCUAAUACUGCCCACAGUGCACUUAUAAAGGACUCAGUGGGUUUUAACGGGAUACAGCCUGUAUCGUAGGCGAGAAUUAACAGCACUUGAGUUGCGAAGGGGACCAUAACGCCUGGUUUCUUUUUGGUGUAACGUUGUACUACCUUGUGUGAACGGGUUAGAAGGUUUAAAUGGAUUAUUUCUGUGUAUUCUUGUUGUGAAGAGUUGUGUGAAGCUGAGAGUAGAGUAGUGUGCGGAUAAUAUAGUGUCUUUUUUUUUUUUUUUUUAAAGCAGUGUGUGUGUGUGAAGUUGUCCAAUCAGAGUAAUUAUUAGAGUAAUUAGUAACACUAAUAGGUUAAUUAUAAGAAUGCACAUUAGUGUUGGUUUAGUUGUAGUGUAAAUAAGGAGCAGUUCAUGAUCAGACUAGGGAAUAUGACAGCUUAUGUAAGAUGAUAGAUACAGGGGUUUGUUUUCGGUUUAAACUUUUCACUCUGGGUAAAAAAAAAAACAAAUCCCAAAAACAUCAGUUUUCCGCAAAAUUAGCACGAAGAAUACAAGUAUGAAUGAAUCUAAUGCACUUUGAGAGGGAGAAUAGUGAUGAGAUCAUGUAAUGCAGUAGAGAGUGAGUGAGUAUAGUGUGUGUGUGUGUGUGUUUAUUUCUAGCAGAGCUGGUGCGUAAAGAGGCAUGGCGGACUCGGUGAAGACGUUCCAGGCGCAUCUGACCGCCGUGAUGGACAGCCUGGUGCGCGCGUCCGUGUGCGAGAUCACCAAGCUGUUCGAGGACACGGUGAACGACUACCUGGUGGAGAUCUCGCUCAACCGGAAGGAGAACGAGGCUUUGAAACUGCGCCUGAGACUCACCGAGAACAAGCUGAAGAACGAGCGGAAGUACGGGCUGGCCUGGGCGGCCAGUCGGCGCGCAGCCGGUCUGCUCGGUCCUGAUGAGACCGGCGCAGCAAAAAAGAGAAAGCUGGAGCCUAGUAAGCACAGGCACAAGUUCAUUACUACUAGAGGCAAGCAGGCCAAGGAGUGGAGCGGUGGCGCGUGGGAGGAGGGGGUUGGAGGAGCGAGGGAUGAGAGGAGGGACAAGAGGAGGGACGAGAGGAGGGACGUGGGCCGCACGCAUCCACCAACCACAGUGGAAGGAGAGGAGCAGGAGGAGGAGAGGAGACACGUCUCUGGGGAGAGAAAGGAGGUGGCCACUGUUAAGGAGGAGGAGGAUGUGUACAGGUGCGAGUCAGUGAGGCUGCUGCAGGAGGCGCUUCAGAUGAGCCAGACUGAAAGCAACACAGCACACGAAGAUUUGGAUCCUGUCUCUGCUGGUCCUGGAUCAGCUGUGGGUGAAGUGUGGGAGCAGCCCGAUCUGUCAGCCGGACCUACAAACAGUAGCGAUGAGCUCAGCGGGCUAGAGACCGCCUUAAAGGUGGAGUGCGAGAGGGAGGAGGCAGGAUCCACCCUGACCAGCCCGUCCCAAGCUGCGGACAGAGCCGAGGGUGUGGAAUUCAUCGGCCUGGACGGUUUGUGCAGCUCUCAACAGGACCCUGCAUCCUCAACACGUGAAUCCAACCCUGCCGAGUUAGGCUCCGGGAGCCAGGGAGACGACGAGGGGGAGGAGUCAGGUCGAGAGGCAGAGGACUUCCUGCAUUUCUGCCCUCGAUGCGGCGGUGGCUUUAACGUUGCAGCUGACCUGGCUGAACACGUGUGCCCGCUGACCGAGGAACGUUUCCAGUGUUCAGCGUGCGGCCGGGCCUUCGGUCACGCCUGGAGCUUGAAGAGCCACGAGUGCGUACAAGCGGGUGAGCAGCCGCACCGCUGUGAACUCUGCGGGAAACGUUUCACACACUCGCGCUCCCUUGAGCGCCACCAGCUGGUACACACGGGCGAGCGUCCACACCGGUGCCCACAAUGCGGCCGCAGUUUCAGCCGCCUCGGCAACCUAGAGCGGCACCAGCGCAUCCACACGGGCGAGCGGCCAUACGAAUGCGGGGCUUGCGGCAAACGCUUCAGUCGCAUCGAGUACCUCAAACGGCACCAGCAGAUCCACAGCGGAGAGAGAGGAGAGAGGAACCAGACACUCAGCGACACGGAGCUGAAACAAAAUCAGUGCUUCUCCAGCGCCUGAUCAACUGCUUAAUACUUAAGACCUUAAGACCUAAUUCUCCAUCCAUCUUUAAAGACCAAUGACCCAUAUUUCUAAAUGUCCUCAGUUCCUUGAAACUGUUUUCUCUUUUCCCCGCACACACACACACCUCAUAGGGCUGCACUACUGUAUACGUAUAUCAUUUAUUAAUCAUUAUUACAGGAUUAGCUUUUGUAGUACUGAAAUUUGAAAAGCCUAUGUAAUUUAAAUGAGCACAAAACUUUUUUUUCUUUUUCUUUCUUUUUUAUUUUUUACACUCUGUGAACCUUCUGGCCAUCUCAGAGCUUCCAGAUGUUCAUGGAACAUGGAAUCUGUGGCUGUGUUUUUGGGAAAACCUGGCAUUAGUGCGAUCCUUACGCUAACCCUUAUAUUUGCUAAUUUGGUGCGUCAUUAUUUGAAUAUGAAUUAAUGCAAAAUUUUAAAUGUCACACAUCACAGGCUCACCAAUUAUACAUUUUUAAAAAUAUAUAUAUUGCGAGUCAUAUCGCAAUCAACACAUGUAGAACCAUAAUCAUAAUGUCCUUUUUUUUUUUUGUACAUAUUGUACAGCCCUAACAUUCCAUCUCUUCCUAAACGUCCUAAAAACAGCAAGAUAGUAGAUCAGAUUAGACCACACUCGUUUCACACACGUCAGUGAAAGUACGUGUGUAAAAUGUUAUCCCGAUCCUUUAAAAAAAAAAAAAAAAAAAAAAAAAAAGUCAUACGCAGUCCUCUGCAUCAAACGAGCUCAAAUUGUGUUGUGCAUCACACUCUGUGUGACUCAUAGAGUCUUGUACAUCUUCCUCAGCCAGAGCUAGAUUAAAGUCCAUAUUUCACCUGGCAGGAAACAUCAGGUUUAGAACCUAAUCACUGGAUUUUACAUCACGUAUAGUUUGACACCUCACAUUAAGCCUUGUUUGAUUGGGAUUAGUGUCUCCGGGGAAGUUCUGGAAUGAUAAUUUUAUACGUCCCCUCUGUGAUAAAACUCUCAUGUUUGUUCAUAGUAAACAAAUUUCAGGAACGAGUUUCUAUGUUUGUUUGUUUGCUUGUUUGUUUGUUUGUUUUCUUCCCCCCUACAACACUCGAUGUGUGCAUAAAAGUAACUCCUACAAAUUAAGGAACCCUAUGUAAAACUAAUCCCAUUUGAAAAAGGUCCUCAGAAGUCAUUUGUAAGUUACUGAUCGGAUCAUAGUCCGCUUCUUUAAAACCCGUUCAACAAAACGUCCUAAAAUGAAAUGUAAAAAUAGGAUGCGUCCCAAUAUUGAGCAGGGGUCUCACUCAGGCUUCCGACAUUAUGCUGAAAUAGCGCUGCCUGUAUACAGUACAUAGGAGUUACGUAUUAAUCCCUAAACAGCAUUAAUGGGAUAAUUGUAAGUAUAUAAACGCAGAUUUGAGCCAAAAACAUGACCCAUGAGAUUCUCACACAGACGUGUAUCAGGUUGCCAAAGAAUCUCAAAAUACUGUGUCUGAAAAUACUUUCAUUAUUAUAGAUAACCGAGCCCUAGGAUUUGGACUAAUCCCUAUUGCUGUUACUACUCAUGUCUGUCGCUUUAAUAGCUACAAAUAGAAAGCGCUUGCUGUGAGGUCUCUGAUCAUCACAUCUUCAUAGGAUGAAAGAAAUUUCGAUUUCGUCGGAUUGAAUUUGGAAAUGUUAAAUCAGACCUGACAUUGAUCUAAUGUUCCAAGCCAACAUCUGUCUAAAUCCCUAAAAACUUCUCUUAGCUUAUCCAACAUGGCUCAUACUUAUAAAAACACGAAUUGUGUCCACGUCAUUCCUAAUUUUUUGACAAACACAGAUGUGGUUUGUGAAAUAUUAGUGAAUGUAUUUCUUCUUUAAAUAUAUAUAUAUAUAUAUAUGAGGAAUUAAAGAAUAUUUUCAGACACUGUAUUUCAGUUACUUUCUAAGUAUGAAAUUCUCAGAGAAAAAUCAUAAACUUUAACCCACUUCACUAAGACAGUUUCUGCACUUGUACAAUUGAGGUCAUAAGUUUACAUACACCUAAAACGUGUAAAUAUCUUAUGCAGCUUCUGAAAUGAACAAAGUAAGAUCUUUAAACAAAAUAAUUACAAUUUACCCCGAUCGUCCUGUUCAAAAGUUUACACCCCCUUUCUCUUAAUGUAUGGUGUUACCUUCUUGAGCAUCAGUGAAUGUUUGCUCCUUUUGUAAUAGUCGUGUAUGAGACGAGUCCCUCGGUCGUCCUCAGCGUGAAAAGAUGGAUCUCGACAUCAUAUAGUCGCUGUUAAAAGGAAAGGACUCAACUAUGUAGAAUAUGCUGGAUUUUUCUGAAGAACAGUGGGCCGUUUAACUGCUCAGGACAAACAAGGGACUCGUGAAGAACUCUCACGAAACAUAAACACAUCCAGGUAACGACACACGGGAUUAAGAAUCGAGCGUGUGUAAACUUUUGAACCGGUUCGUUUGUGUAAAUUUGUUUAUUAUUGUGUCUGGUGGACUUUAUGUAAACAUCUGUUAUGUGAAAUAGCUUCUUCAGGGUAGGACUAAAUAAACAACUAAAUGCAAUUUUUAUGUUCCCUCUUAUUAUUAUUUUAAAUUAUUAACAUUUCGCAGAUUCUGCACAGUGAAUGUAAACCUAUGACCUCAAUUAUAAAUCUGUACUGGAUUAUAGUUUCUCCUGUCUGAUCUGGGAUAUUUUCUUUAAACAUUUUAAACAGCAAGUUACUAUGGCACGACACGACGCUCAUUUACAUUCAGUGCAUUAAAACAUUAUUUAGACCCAUUCAUUUUUCUUUAUUUCAUUAGUUACAGCCUUAUUCUAAAAUGGAUUGCAUUUAUUUAUUGUCCUCGUCAAUAUGCAAAAAUAUCUCCACAAAACAGCUGUUCCAAGACCUCUGUAAAUAUAGGGGGGGGACGGGGGGAUAUAUUUGGGUAUCCAGACUCUUUGCUUUGACACUUGAAACAAAUCACACCUUUAUGAUAGAGCGUCUGAAGUGAAAUCACUCCUCAGUAAAAGGAACAUAUUCAGAAUUAGUACUUCUGUGUUUAGGUAGCUUGCUAGUUAAGCUAAUGUUGCUGAAUUUUGCACACUCUCAUGCACUGUAUUAAAACUGUAUCCUGAAAAACAGUAUCACUUGCUACUUAGAUACAAAACGCUUGCAGAAGCAAGUCAUUUUGUUGAAAAGGAACAUGUCAGUGGAUUAGAUGUUAGUCUUGGUUGUCCGUCGUAGCGACGAAGACCAAGACUAACAUAUAAUCCACUGACAGGUUGGAAUGAAAACCUGCACCCACACUGGCGCGUUCCAGAUAAGAUUGGACACCCCUGUAGUAGAUAUUUUCUGCUUUAGAAGGUGGACCACAUUCCACAAGGGGGAGUGAAAACCAACCGUCGACUUGGAAAUCAGAAAAUACAAAUUGUGUUGGCCUCAAAUUUUUGUUCAGAAGAAAAAAAAAAGGUAAUUUCCUGUUUUGUAUUUUAUUAUUAUUAUUAUUACUAUUAUUCAUUCUAACUGUCUCGAAAUUUAAGCACUGCACACCACUGACUACAUACUGGACCAAAAUAGAUCAUGGUUUAAAAUGUUUCAUUUUGCUAAAUAAAAUACUAAAUAAACUAUGAUAUAAUGGCUGUAUUUUAUUGUUGCCUUGUUGGAACAUGAUCUUUAGAUGGUACACGUAUUUGAUUUGUGAAGUUCCAAAUACCUGGGCACGU
Messenger RNA from Ictalurus furcatus (blue catfish), 5824 nucleotides. RefSeq names its product zinc finger and SCAN domain-containing protein 2. NCBI's taxonomy places the organism in Eukaryota, Metazoa, Chordata, Actinopteri, Siluriformes, Ictaluridae. Gene Ontology annotation, molecular function: RNA polymerase II cis-regulatory region sequence-specific DNA binding; DNA-binding transcription factor activity. The coding region runs from base 726 to 2162 and encodes 478 amino acids. Gene Ontology annotation, biological process: regulation of transcription by RNA polymerase II. The record is from RefSeq and is a predicted model, not a curated record. The transcript has 4 exons.